Messenger RNA from Sebastes umbrosus (honeycomb rockfish), 3433 nucleotides. RefSeq names its product chromosome 16 C14orf180 homolog (gene c16h14orf180). The coding region runs from base 854 to 1912 and encodes 352 amino acids. The transcript is spliced from 10 exons. Gene Ontology annotation, molecular function: connexin binding. Gene Ontology annotation, biological process: positive regulation of Golgi to plasma membrane protein transport. Gene Ontology annotation, cellular component: trans-Golgi network; transport vesicle; plasma membrane. NCBI's taxonomy places the organism in Eukaryota, Metazoa, Chordata, Actinopteri, Perciformes, Sebastidae. The record is from RefSeq and is a predicted model, not a curated record.
UCUCCCUCCCUCUCUCUCUCUCUCUCUCUCUCUCUCUCUCUCUCAUACAGUACAGUGUCUCUUCCUAAUGACCCUGUGUUUGCAUCUGCUGUCUGGUUUGCUUUAGAGAAUUUACAAAAGCUUUGCUUUCUCUGAGGUAAUGUGCUCACACAGCGUUUAUUCUAGUUUGCUUGUUGGUGCACUCCUCAUUUAUAAAUCAUAAGUGGGGCAGUAAGUCUUAAAGUGCUUCUCUCACACACUGUAGAUAUACGUGCACAACACACAGGGAAAAUUAGGUCAAAAUACUAGAUGAAAUGUAAAUCCUAUUAUAUACUACAUUUAGAUAUAUAUCACAGAACAUGUACAGACUAUGUUUGGUUUUCAUCAUCAACACUUACAGUAUUGCAAUUUCCCUUUACAAGGACUGGAGAGAGACCUAAUGUGCUAAACACACGCUGGCAGAGCUACUGUACAUGAGCAGAGCAGGGAUUGGUCAACAGCUCUGCCACUCAGACAGCAAAUACUCCCCGACUUCCUCUGUCCUCCUUUCCUGGUGCAGCCUGGGAGGAGGGAGGGGAAUGGAUCUUUUUCUGUGCGAGUCGCCGGAGCUCCCUCAGCCUGCUCCUUACCACCUGUCCUUGACUUACAGUGCUCAGACGAGACGGAGAGGAAGCUGUGCUGCUCACUCCUCCCUCUGGCUCCUCUCUGUCUGUGUUUAUGUGAGCAGCUUUUAUAUUUUUUAAAUCUUUCACUCUUGUGUGUGGCUGCUUCUUCCUACCUGUGGUGCUUCGGUGGAGUGGCGAAGAGAGGAGCGUUUGUCCUCGGCCGGUGGAGCUCUGAUGGGAGGCAGCGCUGGCUCUGGCUGGGACUGGGGAUGCUGAACAGGGGGAGGGAGGGCCUGUUUGAGCUGGGACAGCAGCUCCAGCAGCAGGGGGAGUACCAGGCCGCCCUCCACUGCUUCCUCAGCUGCCUGUUGGGACUGACCCAUGUGCAGAGCUUCACCUCUCUGCCCAACUGCCUACACCAGAUUGCAGAACUCUUCAUCGCUGAAAAGAACUAUGAGAAGGCCCUCCAGUUCAUCCAGGCUGAGAAAAUGUUCUAUGAGGUGGCGUUGAUCGAGCUCACGGCUCUUCAUGGGACAGGGCCUCAGGAGGAGGCUACGCUGGGCUCUGCAGGAUGGACAACCCCAGAGGAGCUCUCGGAGCAGGCCUCCCAGGCACAGCACCUCGAACGGCUGGCCCAGCUCUGCAUCAUGAGCAAACAACCUCAUCUUGCUCUAGAAUACAGCGGUAAGGCUGCAAAGAUCCACCAGAGGGCCUUUGGUAAUGACCACCCCAUUACAGCCAGAAGCCUGGAGCUCAUGGCCACUGUCUAUGCUGAGAUCGGCAAGACUGAAUAUUCAGACUCCCUGGGUCAGUGUGUGUCUGCGCUGUCCAAACGCUUCGCUGCUGCAGAGUCCAUCAGAGACACCGUCAACUGUACUCCUCAUUCCCACCGGGAGAAACACUCAGAGAUCCGCCACAGAAAGGACACCCACCACCAACAGGAGGACGCACCCAAACCUAAGGUAACCAAUGGCAAAGUCCCCACCUCCAUUCUAAAGAGGCCAAGUCCCAACUACGGGUCCGACACAGAACCCAACCACAGACGGAAAGGUGAACGGAGGGUUCGAUUCAGGGAGCCAGAGACCACAGUACAUGACAUUCCUUACUGUGACUGUGUAGGUGCCUAUGAGACGACACCGUCCCGCCCCCACCUCGCCCUGUUCACUUGCCUCUUCCUGCUGAUGUCAUUCCUGGGUGUGGCCAUGUACUGCACAGACCGGCGGCGCCCACAGCGGGUGUGCGAGGAGCUGGAGGCCACUCUGGCCGUCUACCUGUUGCAUAUGAAACAGCUCCUGUGGGGCUGCUGGAUAUGGCUCACCAUGCAGUGACUGAAACCGACCACAGGUGGAGACAUGGAGCCUCCUUUAAGUUUUUUUCAGAGCCCUCUUUUUUUCCUGUCUCUGAAGGAGCCCAGGCCUACAAACACCUCAGCCUUUAGGCAAGGCUCUGUACACCGUCUGUGGUGUCGAACCACUCUCGCAGUGACAAAAGGGGAAAAUGGGUAAUCGCAGAAAUAUGUAGCUUCCAUGUCUGUAUGUACAUAUGUGCUAAGGUGGUGGGCACGCCACUCCUUAAUUAUGAUUUUGCACAUCUGCAAUGUUGAUGCUCACAUAUAACGCUCACAUAAUCACCACAACCAUUCAAUCUUUCAGUUCAUGUCUAUUAUUAUAUGUGAGUGAAUGUUUCCAUGGAAUGCAAAUAUUUAUUUUGUUAAAGUACAUGAUUUGUGUAAGUCAGAUAUUACACAGAACUAUAUGUGUAUAUAUGGCUCAAUAUAUAAGGACUAUCACAAUAUUCAGCCUUGUAAUUGCACAUAAAUGAAUGUAGAGAUGGUUGGAAACAGCUUUGAUUGGCGCGGCGCACAUUCGAGAGGAGGAGGAAGCACAAAUUGUGUGAACUGUUGGAUAAUGAUCCGUGAGAAGGAAAACACAGGGCUGCAUCACUUCACAGCACCAGGUUGAAUGAGUAACAGAUGAAAAACACCUCUUUUCUUUACAGACUGUCUGGUCUUCUGUACGACUGAUUCCUAGCUCCACCAAGGAGGAAACCUGCAGCACAAUGUUAUGAAUUCUCUCACCAUAUCUAUCGUCGAGGAGAAUAUACUCAAACUGAAUGACGCUUUUGACAGUGUUCCUCUUUAUAACCGCUUGAAUCCUACAAAAAUAUCCCUGAUCCUAAAUGUUAUUUAUUCUUCUAUACUGUAUAUCUGCAUCUAACGCAAAUAUCCAACUUUCAAUUAUUUUGGAUUUUUUAACUUUUUGUUACCUGUUACAUUUCUAUUCAAAAAUAAUAAUAUUCAGGUUUUAACCGUGAUGUCAAAUGCUCAUCAAGCUUUGGACAAAUGUAGGAAAAACAUAAUUUUAUCAAGUUCAUUACUACUAUAUAUGAGGCCAAACACAGAAAUACGACAGAAAAUCUGAUUCUGUUUGUUAUUGUAUGAGUCCCUUUUUAUGAAAUGACGCAUUAUAGGAAUGAAAGGGCACAGUGAUGCACAUCCCACACACCUCUCAUUAUGAGCAAUAACACACAUCACAUAGUUUCCAGUAAAACAUGUUUCUUUAUAUAACAGGUUUCAGGGAACUCAGAAGGAAAAGUCUUGCAUUUUGAAUGUCAAAGCAAUAUAAGGCUAAUACCGCCCGUAUAUAGAAGUCACUAAAUUGUCAUUAGCAAUAAAACAAUACCCAGUGAACUCAUGUCCUGCGCAUUUAGCUUAGAAGCUGCAUUUCACGGCUGUCCAAACGUUUAUGGUCACUUUGAAAGAAGUGCCUUUUAUGGAGGGUUUUCUUAGUUCCUACCGUUUUAUGAUUUCAGUUAUUUUAAAUAAAACUGUCAUUGCCUAUCAAAGUCAA